AAUAACCACUCUUUUCCUUUUUUUUUUUUUUUUUUUUUUUUGAGAACCUCUGUGACAGCCACUUAAUAGGUAUUACCUGUUCUGACCCUUAGAGUACAUACCUAUAAUAACCAUUUGGGUAACUACAAGAUGCAGAAAAGCGACUGGCCCUAAGUCAGACCUUUGUUAUUAAGUGCUCAGGCUGGGAUUUGAAUCUGUCUGUCUGACUCUCCUGACGCCCUUUGCUUUGAACCCUGCUGCUUGUACUGUUGCUAUGGUGACUGUGAGGCUGAGCAAGCCUGCUGAUGUGUGACAUGCAGGCCUGUAUACCAGAACGAUGAUUUUGAUACUCUGCCAUUUCAAGAAGGACCCAAAUGGAGGAAGCAAAGAAACUACAUAUUGGUUUCUGAUUGCACACACUCUGAAGGACCUGGGAGACAUGAACCUUAGUCUUAAGAAAUACCUUUGUUCAUCCUUCCCACUGCUGUGAUUCGAGGCAGUUCAUUUUCCCCAACCAUCACCUCUGAUCAUUGGGAAAAAAUAGACCAUUUUCAAAGUUCCAGGCUUCACUGUCUGGUGAUGUUACAGAUCACUGGAAAGUUGGGUGGAAGGAGGUAGAGGCAAGGAAAGGAACCUUUGAGCAGAAGCUGAGAGCCUGCCUGAUGCACGUGGAUAAUACUGCCCUGCCCCAAUCCUGGUUAGAGCACUGUUAGGUACAUGUGAGUGUUCAGAUGACCUGACCAUUGGAGGAGUUCUGUUUAGAAAGUACUCUAACAGGCUGCCCCGGCUCCUCCCUCCUCUCGAGCUUCUCCCCGGGGCAGCCACGCAGGAGGGAGGCCAAGAUGGCAGAUGAGAUCGCCAAAGCACAGGCCGCGCGGCCUGGUGGCGACACGAUCUUCGGGAAGAUCAUUAGCAAGGAAAUCCCAGCCAAAAUCAUUUUUGAGGAUGACCAGUGUCUUGCUUUCCAUGACAUUUCCCCUCAAGCACCAACUCAUUUUCUGGUGGUACCCAAGAAACCUGUAUCUCAGAUUUCUGUAGCAGAAGAUGAUGAUGAACGUCUUGGACCUUUAAUGAUUGUUGGCAAGAAAUGUGCUGCUGAUCUGGGCCUGAAGAAGGGUUAUCAAAUGGUGGUGAAUGAAGGUUCAGAUGGGGGACAGUCUGUCUAUCAUGUUCACCUCCAUGUUCUUGGAGGUCGGCAGAUGAAUUGGCCUCCUGGUUAAGCAUGUUUGAGGGAUAAUUUUCCCUUCUCUGGGCAAUGGUCAAUAUUUCCCAGUUCCAGUAUGUUAAACAGUAUACUUACUUUUGCCUGUGUAUGGAGAGAUUGAGGAAAUAAUUUUUAAAACCCAUAAAUAAUAAAAGACAAUGUUGUAUGGUUUACAGUCAAAAAAAAAAAGUACUCUAACAGAAAGACUCAUUGUAGCAAUAUACCAUAUUUAUAACAAAUUUAUAAAUUCAGUGCAAAUGUAAUCAAAAUUUAAUAGGAUUGUAAUGGAUAUCGACAAGCUGAUUCCUAAUUUCUUUAAAGACAAACUGCUGAAAUAUUUCUGAAGAGUUUGUGGGGUUUUUAGUUUCCUUUUUUUUUAAAGCUUGUUAACCCCUCUGGACAUUAUUUCCAGGUACAUUGUGAGGUUUAAUUCCUUUUUUUUCCAACUAACAUGAAGUGGUAUCUCUAGUGUGCAUAUAAUGCAUAUUAUACUUGAGUAUGCUUCCAGAUGGUUCUUUUUCAUCUCUUUGUUUAUAAAUGCUAAUAGGACUUUUAAUUACUUUAGCUUUAUAGAAUGUUUUAUACUAUAUGUUAACAGAAAAUAUAAAGAAUAUUUUUAUAAUCUUUCAGGUGAAAGCUUUUCUUGAGCAAGGCAUGAAAUGUAGAAGCCAUAAAGGAAAAUAGUGAGAUUUGACCAUUAAAAAUUUAAUAAAUGACAAAAGACCCAGUAAUCCAAGUUAAAACUCAAGCAAAAAACAGGAAGAAAAUAUGUAACAGUGGAUUAAUAUCCAGAUAAAGUGCUCCUGUGGUCAGAUAUAAAAAGGAGUCAGAUAUACAACAGGUAUUUCAUAGAAACAGUGCAGAUGGUUGGUAAGGACGGACCACAUUAGCAAUUACGGAAAUGCAAAUAAAAAGGUCUUACUUUGCUCAUAGGCAAACAGCAGAGAGAUUGAUAAUAUUUAGUGUUGGUCAGGGUAUAGGAAAACAAGUAUGCAUUUAGUAUGAGUGAAGAUUUCCAGUCUUUUGGAAGGCAACUUAGCAAUAUCAGCAAGUUUAAUAUGUGUGUCCUUUGACCCAGAAUACUGCUAGGUAUUUGAGUAUUUCCUAGAAAAAUGUGCAAAUGUGAAUAAAAGAGUUACAUAUAACAAUAUACAUUAUGGCAUUGUAUGCAAUGGCAAGAAAUUAGAAAUAGCUGAAAUACGCAUCAGUAGGAGAAUGGUUAAAAAUUAAGAUUUAUCCACCUUGUGUAAUAUUAUGUAGCAGUUAAAAGAAUGAAGUAGAGUUAUACAUACAAACAAGGAAAGCUCUCCAAGACCAAAAUAUGAGAUUUUGGCCUUUUAUUUGCUCUUUGUGCAAAACAGAAUAGUGUGCGUAGAAUAUAAAAGAUUGGAAUUGAUAUGACCCAGUACCAAAUAAGAGAGCCAUCCUGGAAUAUUUGAAGAUAAUUACUUGCGUUUUUUUUCAUGCAUGGCUAAGAAAUAAAUAUAAACCAUCAGUAUCUUCAAUUUGCAACAUAUGUCAGUGGUUGAAGUAACAAAACCACUGACUAAAACUCACAAUUAUUGACAAAAUUGAAAGAGCUCUAAAAUAUGACACAGUAUAAUUGAAAUAAAAACUGCAGAAGAGGGGGCACCUGGGUGGCUUAGUCAUUAAGCAUCUGCCUUCGGCUCAGGUCAUG
Messenger RNA from Zalophus californianus (California sea lion), 2861 nucleotides. RefSeq names its product histidine triad nucleotide-binding protein 1-like. Gene Ontology annotation, biological process: purine ribonucleotide catabolic process. Gene Ontology annotation, molecular function: hydrolase activity. Gene Ontology annotation, cellular component: cytoplasm; nucleus. Bases 822 to 1199 code for a protein of 125 amino acids. The record is from RefSeq and is a predicted model, not a curated record. NCBI's taxonomy places the organism in Eukaryota, Metazoa, Chordata, Mammalia, Carnivora, Otariidae. The transcript has a single exon.